Messenger RNA from Monopterus albus (swamp eel), 2460 nucleotides. RefSeq names its product serine/threonine/tyrosine kinase 1b (gene styk1b). The record is from RefSeq and is a predicted model, not a curated record. Lineage: Eukaryota; Metazoa; Chordata; Actinopteri; Synbranchiformes; Synbranchidae. Gene Ontology annotation, biological process: positive regulation of kinase activity; protein phosphorylation; multicellular organism development. The transcript has 9 exons. Gene Ontology annotation, molecular function: ATP binding; transmembrane receptor protein tyrosine kinase activity. Gene Ontology annotation, cellular component: plasma membrane; signaling receptor complex. The coding region runs from base 128 to 1543 and encodes 471 amino acids.
UGUCACUUUAUCUACAUGUUUACCCACAACAAAGACUUUAAUUGAUUUUGCAAAUAGAAAAUAUCCUGAAGCCAUGACAAAUAGGUGUAUGGAAAUACUAGAAACUUGUUGAAGGUAAGGUUCCUGUAUGAACUGUGUGAGAGGCGCGCACAAACAGCAAUACAAUCUUAUCUUUUUUUUCACAUUCUACAGGAUGACUUCGUUAUCAAACUCCCACUGCAGUAAUGGAGAUACAAUUUGUGAGAUCCGCGUGUAUGAAAAGGAGGUGAUUGUUGUGCCUGUCAUCCUGCUGGCCAGCUUCCUGGUCACUCUGGUCUUCAUUUUUCUGCUGCGCUUUUGUCCAGAGAAAGUUCAACGCAAACGUCCACGGAGCUCAAAAUCAGACUUCAGGAGAACACUGCAUGGCAUUGAUGCUCCACCAGGCAUCAAUGUCUUAGAGCAUGAAAGCAUCGCUCUGGACGUGCCCAAUUCCUACUCCACCUUCCAAUCCUCAAACACUUACCCCUCUAAACACCUCACCGUUCCUGCAAGCACACCCUCUAUCCAGCCGAACCCCUCACCAGAGCCCGCUAAGCCUAGUUUCACUCCCAUUGUCCAGCCCAGGGAGUUGCCCCGCAAGAGGCUGCCUGAGUCCUUCAACCUGGUCACCCCCCUGCCUGUUGUCUUCUCCCUGCGCUCCAACUCCUCUGUGUCUGUCUAUAGGGCCUGUAUGGAAAACAGGAAUGUGGUGCUGCGGGUGCUAAAUGACUCUGCUGAUGCCACUGAAAGACAGAGCUUCCUGGGCUUUGCAUCCUUCCUGGCCCAGCUCGGACCUCAUCCUUUCCUGCCAGAGCUUCUCGGUGUUGUCUCUCUGCGAGCUCCUCUGGUGACAGUUGUGGAGGAGCUGGAGAAUAGAGACCUGCUUAGCUUCCUGUGGAGAUGCAGACAGGAAGGUGUGGAUCCUCCAUGUGAGAUGACUGAGAGACGCAUAUUUACUAUGGCCAGCCAGGUGGCUUCAGCACUGGAGUUCCUUCACAGCAAAGAUCUUCUCCAUGGAAAUAUCCGUGCCCACAGUGUCCUAGUCAGUAAGGAGCUCACAGCCAAGCUUUGGGGCCUGCAUGGGGUCUACACAAGGAAAAACCAAGGAGCCACUCAGACAGAUGACCCCGGCAUGAGAAAAUGGCAGGCACCAGAGGUGAUAGCCAAGAGGCCUGCCACUCACAGCAGUGAUGUCUGGUCAUUUGGCAUCAUGUUGUAUGAAAUGGCAACAUUGGGUGAAGCUCCAUUUGCAGAAGUCCCAGUCAAUGAGCUUCUGCAAUUUCAUCAACGAGGGAAAACUCUGAAAAAACCCUCUAACUGCUCCAACUCUCUGUACUCCAUUAUUAAGGGUUGUUGCCAGUGGAAGGAUCAAGAUCGACCGUCCUUGGCUGAAGUGAGCCGAAAACUUGUCUCAGGAGAAAAAGGUGCCUCUGACAAGGUCCUUAAAGUGCCGGGGCCAGUUAACAUUGAGCAGUACCUGCAGGCAGCAGGAUACGGGGAAACCAACAGCUACACCGUUUUCUGAUCACUGCCUGUGCCGGCAAAAUAAAUUGCACGAUUCUCAAAAAUCCCAGCAGUGCACUUUUACAAUAUAAAUCUCUCAGGUACAAUAAAGGUGUUCUAAACUCUGUGUAUAAGUGUAUAACUGAAAUUGUUCCUUUAUUUUUUUAUGUACUCUCCUACUUCAGGCCCAGACAAUGUAAAUGAGAAAAAAUCUUCAUAAACAAUUCAUUUUCAGACCCUAUUCAUGUGUGUCUUUGACAGUCUGGGCAAUACCUAAAUGGCUCAAGUUCAGUUGGGACAAACUACCAAAAUGUUAUAGUAGAAGUUAUGUAAACCUGACCAUUGUUCAGCUGUUGCAUUAUGAACUUGUACUUGAUACUGUAAAUAUACAGUGAUGAAGGUUUACAAAUCUUAACUACAUGAUGCCAAUGUAUGAAGGAUGUAAUAACUAUUAUUACCGCACUGUGUAUGAUUCUGAGUUGCAGAAAUGGACAUUAAAGGAAUUAUCUUUAUUUGCACUUGGGCAUAAUGACUUAUUAUUACACUCUGUUUUCUCUAUAAGCUCAGUUUAUGUGGACACCUAUGAGCAACAAAUGAGCUUAGCGGAUGUCAGAGGGAAAGCAUACAGAAAUGCAUCCACUAACUGGUAUACUUUAUUGGCAGUACUGCAUACAUGUACACAGAGCACGUCCACUCAGCCCUUGACAGAGCAAACCAUGAGGAAUGCCUAUUUUCAGGUAGUUAAGUUGAUUAAAGCUACUAAACUAUAUUGUAUCAUUGAAAAAAUAUUUUUAAUUGUUGUACAAAAUGGAAAAGAUACAAAACUAAACUUUCAUAAUAACUGGUAAAAUGAACUAAUUAAAAUACCAGACUUUUUCUGAGUGCUCGAUGUGAUCGGAGCCUGGAGGGAACAUCUAUGGUUAAAAAAAAACAAAGAAA